AUGCGUUUCAGCACCGUUCUCGCUCUUGCACUAGCUACCGCCUCCGCUGCGCCCAGUGCGCUCGCCUGGUCCGUCGAAUCUGACGCCGGUGAGCUGCUGUCCCGGGCUUACAUCGGGAUUGACGGCAAGGUGCACUGGGCACCUGGCGUCCUCGGUGGUCACAAAGGAACCGGUUCCCGUCCGAAGGGAACGGGCAGCAAGCCCAGGGAGCUCCAGGAGCGCGCUUAUAUCGGAACGGACGGGAAGGUGCACUGGUCCCCCGGUGUACGCGGCGGCGGAAAGGGCACCGGCUCUCGCCCGAAAGGGACAGGGAGCAAGCCCAGGGAGCUCCAGGAGCGUGCUUAUAUCGGAACGGACGGGAAGGUGCACUGGGCCCCCGGUGUACGCAACGGGGGAAAGGGCACCGGCUCUCGCCCGAAAGGGGACGGGAGCAGGCCCCGUUCCGUUGAGGAAGAGCUCUACGAGCGUGAGGAGAAGCAAUCCCUUUGGCGCCCUGUAGCACGCCCCGGACGCGGUCACACUGAACCCGCUCCUCACAAGGAGUGGUCACACCAAACCCGCUCGUCCGAAGAAGAGCUCUAUGAGCGUGACCUCUUCGACGGCGGCUCGUUGGAUCUGGAUUGA
Messenger RNA from Rhodofomes roseus, 624 nucleotides. RefSeq lists its product as uncharacterized. Bases 1 to 624 code for a protein of 207 amino acids. The transcript has 2 exons. Lineage: Eukaryota; Fungi; Basidiomycota; Agaricomycetes; Polyporales; Fomitopsidaceae. The record is from RefSeq and is a predicted model, not a curated record.